AUGGAAUCCGGCAAGCAAGAACGUUUUUUAGGAUCUCGACGAAUGGCUUUGCGUCGAUUCCAAAACCUAGAGCGGAAACUUCAAGCUAAUCCAGCUUUGAAUCAAGCCUACUCAGCUUUUAUGAGUGACUAUGAAUCACUAGGGCAUAUGUCUCUCGCUCCUAGUCCUGGUGACUACUUCAUACCUCACCAUCCUGUUUUUAAAGGUGAUGUUGCAACCAGUAAAAUUCGAGUGGUAUUUGACGCUUCGGCCACUACUUCAUCCAAUCGUUCCUUGAAUCAGUGUCUUUUUACUGGUCCAAAGCUUCAGCAGGAUAUUGUUGAUAUCAUGCUCCGAUUUCGUGUACACCAAUUCACCUUCACAGCAGAUGUGUGUAAAAUGUAUCGACAAAUACUGGUACUUCCACAAUAUCGGAAGUACCAACACAUCUUCUGGCGUGCGUCACCGUUGGACGAACUUAAGGAGUACCAACUGAACACGGUCACUUACGGAGUGAACUGUGCUCCUUACCUAGCGUUGCGAGUUCUGAAGGACCUUGCCGACAAUUGUUGUGCAGAGUUUCCAGGUGUCAAACAGGCACUAACUCACCAAACUUACGUUGACGAUAUUUGCGUUGGCGCCGAUAGCACAAGCCAACUGUUGACAUUGAAAUCUGAUUUGAAAUCUGUUCUGAGUACCGCUGGUUUUGAGCUGAAAAAAUGGUCCAGUAAUGAUCCACAGAUUCUGGCUACUAUUCCACAAGAGGAUCGUGUCCAAAGGAUCUUACAGUUCGAUGACCCUGAGGCGGGAUUGGUCAAGGUUCUCGGUUUGAAUUGGGACUCUUCCGAAGAUACUUUUGGUUUUGAAGUCUCUUCUUCGUGUGAUGUCAUGACCAAACGCGCCGUUCUGUCAACCAUUGCCAGAAUAUUCGAUCCAAUUGGCCUUAUCGCUCCAGUAAUCUUCUAUGCCAAGCAUAUAUUGCAGAAAAUCUGGAAGGCAGGAUUAGCUUGGGAUGCGCCACUUCCGUCCGACUUGACUGAGGAUUGGAAAAUCUUUGUCCAAGAUCUCCAUACAUUGACUAAAGUCAAGAUUCCGCGUUUUCUGGCUACAAAAAAUGGUUCCCAUGUCCAGCUUUGCGGUUUUUGUGAUGCUUCAGAGCAAGGCUACGCAGCAAUUGUUUAUCUUCGCUUGAUUCAGCCAGAUGGAUCCGUCUCCAUUUCCCUUCUAGGAUCCAAGACGAAAAUGGCGCCCAUGAAGAAGAUCACUAUACCUCGACUUGAAUUGUCUGCUUCUGUUCUAUUUACGCGAUGGAUGGCUCGCGUCAAAGCGACACUUGACCAUCAACUCGUUAUCACUAAUGUUUUUGCCUGGUCUGACUCACAAAUAGUUUUGUCUUGGUUGAUCAAUCCACACUCUUUGUUCAAAAUAUUUGUCUCUAAUCGAGUGCACCAGGUGCAUCAACUUUUACCAUCGUGUAAAUGGGGAUAUGUACGUACUGAUGAUAACCCGGCUGAUUGUGCCUCGCGUGGAAUGCAGCCCUCAGCCCUUAUGCAACUCCCCCUGUAUUGGCAUGGGCCUAAAUUUUUACGUAAUUCUGAGGAUACCUGGGACCUUUCGCCUUGUAUAAUGUCCUUAGAAGAGCUGCCUGAAACAAAGGGCGUUUCCUUAGCUGUGCAUCUCAACACUGAUGGCGAAUGGUUCUCACGUUUUUCUUCAUAUACCAACAUGCUUAGAGUCGUCACAUGGAUGCGUCGUUUUAUUGGAUCAUGUCAAGGUAAGACGUACUCCAAUGCCUUUCUAUGUCAAUCGGAAUUAACUGAUUCCCUAACAGUUCUUGUCAAAGCGUCUCAAUUACAGACACUGGGGAAAUUGCUACACAAUUUGCAGCAUGAUCAAGCGCCACCUCGAACGUUUGCUGUGCUCCGCCCAUUCAUUGAUCCUUGUGGCUUGAUCCGUGUCGGUGGUCGUUUGGCACAUGCUGAUUUAACAGAAGCUCAAAAGCAGCCAAUAUUACUGUCAAAGACAUCUUAUCUUUCGUUACUUAUUGUCCGGCAUUGGCACCUUGUGACGUGCCAUUCGGGACCUAGAGUUAUAACAGCUUUAAUCGCUUGUCAAUUUUGGAUUGCGUCUGUGCGGUGUGUGAUCAGGAAAGUCAUUGGUUCAUGUACCAUAUGCGUCAGAGCAAUUGCUCAAACUCAAACUCCCCUCAUGGCUGAUUUGCCCGCGGUACGUGUUCAAGCUUGCCGACCGUUCUCCCGUGUUGGGAUUGACUACGCUGGUCCCUUGCCAAUGCGCGAAUGCCGCUUGCGGAAGGCAAGACAAUAUAAAGUGUAUGUCGCUGUAUUUGUAUGCAUGGCCGUGAAGGCGGUGCAUUUAGAAAUAGUAUUGGACUUGACUACCGAUGCGUUCUUGGCCGCACUCGAUCGUUUCGUUGCGCGACGUGGUCUUCCGCACGAAAUAUUCUCAGACUGCGGGACCAAUUUUGUUGGAGCGUCAAAACAAUUGCGUCAAUUAGUGAACAAUCCGGAAAAUCAUCACAGAAUUUCUUCCCACUCGUCGUGUACAUGGAUUUUCAACCCACCAAGUGCUCCGCACUUCGGUGGAUUGUGGGAAGCUGCAGUACGCUCGUUUAAGACUUUGCUAACCCGUGUCAUGGGUAGUCAUAAUCCGUCACUCGAGGAACUGUCUACCAUUUUAUGCCGUAUCGAAGCGAUCUUAAAUUCGAGGCCACUCACUCCGAUGUCAUCGUCGCCUCUUGAUCUCGACUACUUGUCUCCGGGGCACUUUUUAAUUGGACAACCUCUGCUCGCUGUUCCUGAACGUCAUAUACCCGAGGACAGCCGGAAAAUUGUCAAUCGUUGGAAGUUACUUCAUCAGUUUCAUCAGUCGUUUUGGCGUCGGUGGACCAGUGAAUACCUGUGUUCAUUACAGGCACGAACCAAAUGGACAAACAAUGUUCCUAACCUCAAAGAUGGAGACAUGGUUGUAAUUAAAGACAACCAGAGCCCUCCUACGGCGUGGCGUUUAGGUCGGGUCUUGAGUGUCAUGCCUGGAGCUGAUGGCGUUGUGCGUGUAGCUAGAGUGUUGACGGCCCAGGGUGAGCUUACCAGACCAGUUGUAAAAUUGGUGCUGCUGCCCACAGAAUAG
Molecule: messenger RNA, 3126 nt
Organism: Macrosiphum euphorbiae (potato aphid)
Lineage: Eukaryota; Metazoa; Arthropoda; Insecta; Hemiptera; Aphididae
Source: the annotation of a GenBank genome assembly